AGCGUAUACGUAUACACACCUAGAUGUGGACACUGACACAGAUGCAGAUACAGCAGCCAGCAGCCAGAGCAGCAUUGACAAAGUAACGUGAAACGUGUUGUGCGUGUGUUUAUGUGUGCGUGUGUGUGUGUAUGAAAUUUGUUGUGCGUGUUUGCGCGUUCAAUUCAAAUUUAAAUGGUCUUAACAUUUCAAGAAAACGAAAAUAAAACACAAGACGACAAAAAAAAAACACGCAAAUCGAAAAGUACUAAAACGGCAAACGCAGAGCCAAGAAAUUUCCGUGACUGUUGUCGUCGCUGUUGUUGUUGCUUUUAGUGUUGUUGUUAGUGCAUAGCAUCCCUAGUGCUGUCACGUUUCAACUCACAGGCUGUUGCAUUUGCGACGUCGGCAGCGCAGCUCAAAAGGGCGCUGGAAUUUCUCGGCUUCUGUUUUGCUGCGUCCUCUGCCUCUGUUGCUGCUGCUGCGUACAGUGUGACCAAAACCUUGCGAAAAGAGCGCGCGCGCCGCGGAUCUGAUAUUAUGAACGAAUUUGCGCUUUGUUAUUUUCCUUUUUGUUUUGUUUUGUUUUGUCAGUAAACACAUUUAUUUAUUGUAUAUGUUGUUGUUGUUCCAUAUAUGUGCCACAGUUUAAAAUUUCGUGCCGUCGUCUCAACGCAUCCGCAACUACAGUACAGCCUCUCUCCGCCCCUAACACCCACCCACCCCAAAGAGAAACAUAUUAAAACUUAAACAGCAAAAACAAAAAAAAACAAAAACAAAAACCCCAAACGAAAAAAAGACGCAAGAUCUAAAUAAAAGCAAAAAGAGAAGUGUUUGUGUGCAGUUCAGUGAGAGCGAGAGAGAGAGAGUGAGAGGAGAGAGCAGAGAGCAGCUGCAGCUUGAAACAUGUUUACCGAGGAGGGCAUCUUUCCCAUAGGCGAUGGCCUGCUGGACGUUGAUGCCGAACGCUUGAAGGGAUUACUUGUGUCGCAUGACAUCAACGAGAUCUACGAGGUGGAACAGACGCCGUUUGCCAGGGGCAAAUUUGCGGCAGUUCGUCGGGCGAUACACAAGAAUUCCGGUUCGCAAUUCGCUGCCAAAUUCCUAAAGCGACGCCGACGCGCCCAAAGCAGCGACAAGGAGAUCAAGCACGAGAUCGCCGUCCUGAUGCUCUGCAAGGGCGAGGACAACAUCGUCAACCUGAACGCUGUGCACGAGACGCGCUCCGACACGGCGCUGCUGCUGGAGCUGGCCACUGGCGGCGAGCUGCAAACGAUAUUGGACAACGAGGAGUGCCUCAGCGAGGCGCAGGCGCGCCAUUGCAUGCGCGAAACGCUCAAGGCUUUGAAGUUCUUGCAUGAUCGCUCCAUAGCCCACUUGGAUCUGAAGCCGCAGAAUAUUCUGCUGACUGGCGAGCGUAUUGAGGACGGCCUCAAGCUGUGCGACUUCGGCAUCUCGCGCGUCGUCUGCGAGGGCAUCAAUGUGCGCGAGAUGGCCGGCACUCCGGACUAUGUAGCACCGGAGGUGCUGCAGUACGAGCCAUUGUCGCUGCUGACGGACAUCUGGUCGGUGGGCGUGUUGGCCUACGUGCUGCUCUCGGGCUUCUCGCCCUUUGGCGGCGAUACCAAGCAGGAGACCUUCCUCAAUAUCUCACAGUGCGCCCUGACCUUUCCCGACAAUCUCUUCGGCGGCGUCUCCCAGGCGGCAAUUGAUUUCAUACGUCGCGCAUUGCGAAUUAAGCCAAACGAUCGCAUGAAUGCCGCUGGCUGCCUGGAGCACGUCUGGCUAAAGGACGAAUGCUCCUUGAAUAGGCAAAUCUACUUGCAGGCACAGCACGAUGCCGACUUUGUGCAGGAUGAUGAGGAUGAGGAUGAGGACGAUGAUGAUGAGGACGAGGAGGAGGAGGAUGAUGAAGGCGUUGAAAAUGUUUCACAGCAACAGCAGCAACAGCAACAGCAACAAAACGGCACAACAGCAGCAGCAACAGCAGCAGCAACAACUGUUGGCACUGCAACAGGAAGCAACAAGGCGACGCACAAUGGGCACAGAGCACACGGCAGCUCGAAGAUACCAAUCGCCACCAGCCACAAGCUGAGCCCCAGCACAGAGACUACAACGGCCAUACACACACUGCCCCAGGCGCUGACCAUGUCGCUGGCGACAACAAAUGCAACGAAGCCCACACAGAUUGUGACACCGACGCGACGCGCCUCGGACUCGGACAAGGAGAACACCUACACGGCGACGUUUGUGAAGAAGCCGAUGGCCAGCACGGCCACCAUACAGAUCGGCAGCAAUGGACUGGAGGAGACGACAGUGAUUGCCACGCUGGCGCUGUUCCCGGAUGCGCCGACCACGCCCAAAGUCAUACGCAAGACACCCGCCACGGAGGCCAGCUCGGCGACGUCGGUCAAGGCCUUGGUCAAGAAGUUUCAGCUGGACGAGCUCGAGGCGCACAACAACAGCAGCUCCAAUGGCAAUCUGGCGUCCACAGUAACGCAGCUGCAGCUGCAGCAGCCCCGCAAGUGCUCAGUGCCCAGCAUUGCGAUGCCACCGACCAGCAACAGCAACAGCAAUACCAACAGCAGCAGCAGCAAUAUGCGUCGCAGUGUUAGCGGCAGCAGCAGCAGCAACAGUUGCAACGGCCCAGUCAUCUGCAACAAUGUGCGACGUGCCUCAGAGCCACUGACCGCUGUGCACAAGAAGCAACACAGCAGCAGCAGCAGUAGCAGCAGCUGUAGCAGCCCCAACUCAAUUUCCAACAGCAACAGUAAUACCAACAGCAGCAACAGCAGCAGCAGCAGCAGCAACAAUCCCAGUGGCAACAGCAGCAGCAGCGGCAGCGCAGGUGGCAGCAGCUCGACGCUGCUGUUGAAUGGACGGAUGCCAACGACAGCGACUGCGGCGGCACAUCAUUUGCAUCGCCAUCAUAUGCACCAUCAUCAUCAUCAUCAUCAUGCGGUGAUCGCCGCCAAGAAUGCCGCUGCUGCCGCCACCAACAACCUGAGCUUGGACCAGGGCAUCAUCUGUUAGCUAAGGGCCGAACGUGUGCGCCGCAAUGCCAAAAGUUUCUUUCACCGCUUCCUUUGCUGCAUGUAGCAGUGCCUGAACGUGUAGGCGUGGUCGGCGCCCUAGCUGCCGCAUGCCCGCCUCCGAGCAGAUCAAUCAGGAGACGGACGGGGGCCAGGGGAGUUCAGGGAGCCAAGGGAUCCAAACUGACCCAAGGGAGCAGUUGCCUGCCAAUUGCCAAAAUUGUCGACGUCUACGCGUGUCUUGCGGGAAGUUUUGUUUGAUUUUGAGUUUCUUAGUUAAUGUUAUUAGCCUCUAGUUGAUCUAAAUAAAAGAAGAAUAAGCCACACACACAUACACACACACACACAUAUACACCUACACACACAUACACUCAACUCACCAUGCCCCCGCCACCCCCCACUAACCCAGCCGAUUUCCCAAGUUAACUCCCAAUAUAUUGUUAAGUUGAUCUGGAAUUAUAUAAACAUAAAUCUACAUAAUGAUAAUAAGAAUAAUAUAUACAUAUAUAUAUAUAUAUAUAUACAAACAUAUAUAAAGAUCUAGAUAGAUAAGUUCACAUGCGUAUGUAGAUGAAUAUCGAGUAUUUCGUAAGAUGAGUGGCCGUUGUCUUUGGCAUUGUGUCGGGGCGCAGAUGAAUGUGGAGCGAGACGGCGAUAGCGAACGAGAGGUGAAUAGGAAAUGGGAGCCAGAGCGAGAGGGAGCUAGGGUAAAGGCUGCAACGUAUUGGCCAAAUUGCGAAUUGCAGUUAUCUAAAAGAAAUAUGUAUACAUACAUAUAUAUAUAUAUAUA
Drosophila mojavensis is the source of this 3801-nucleotide messenger RNA. It is a transcript of the gene Drak, whose product is annotated as death-associated protein kinase related. The transcript is spliced from 5 exons. The record is from RefSeq and is a predicted model, not a curated record. Bases 886 to 3012 code for a protein of 708 amino acids. Gene Ontology annotation, molecular function: ATP binding; protein serine/threonine kinase activity. Gene Ontology annotation, cellular component: nucleus. NCBI's taxonomy places the organism in Eukaryota, Metazoa, Arthropoda, Insecta, Diptera, Drosophilidae. Gene Ontology annotation, biological process: intracellular signal transduction; positive regulation of apoptotic process; protein phosphorylation.